This is a messenger RNA of Daphnia carinata, 2712 nucleotides long. RefSeq names its product pre-mRNA-splicing factor syf1 homolog (gene fand). Lineage: Eukaryota; Metazoa; Arthropoda; Branchiopoda; Diplostraca; Daphniidae. Gene Ontology annotation, biological process: mRNA splicing, via spliceosome; generation of catalytic spliceosome for first transesterification step. Gene Ontology annotation, molecular function: protein binding. Gene Ontology annotation, cellular component: Prp19 complex; U2-type catalytic step 2 spliceosome; post-mRNA release spliceosomal complex. Bases 85 to 2640 code for a protein of 851 amino acids. The record is from RefSeq and is a predicted model, not a curated record. The transcript has 11 exons.
UGCGGCAGACGUUGCGUUUCGUAAAUUUUCAUGUGUUGCUUGUUCAGUCGGUAGCGUUGAAUUGUGAGAUAAUUCAUCAGCAAUAUGGAUAAACCUAUCGGGAGAAAGCCGGGAGACAUUGUUUUGAGUGAAGAAGACUUGGCUUAUGAAGAAGAAAUUUUACGAAACCCUUACUCUGUCAAACACUGGCUUCGCUACUGUGAAUUCAAAAAAGAUGCUCCUCCUGCGAUCGUCAAUUUGAUUUAUGAAAGAGCAUUGAAAGAAAUGCCUGGCAGUUACAAACUAUGGUAUAGUUAUCUUUGCCUACGAAGGAAGCAAACUAAGGGACGCUGUAUAACAGAUCCAUGUUAUGAAGAUGCGAACAAUGCAUUUGAAAGAGCUUUGGUAUUCAUGCACAAGAUGCCUAGAAUAUGGAUGGAUUACUGCAAAUUUUUAACACACCAGCAAAAAAUUACCACCACAAGAAAGGUCUUUGAUCGUGCUCUCAGAGCCUUGCCAAUUACCCAGCAUUCCCGUAUUUGGCCGCUUUACCUGAAGUUUGUCAAAAUGCACCCGAUACCUGAAACAGCUGUACGUGUCUUUCGUCGUUUUCUCAAACUGUCUGCAGAAGACGCCGAAGAAUUUGUCGACUACUUGAAAUCUAUCGACAGACUAGAUGAAGCCGCUGUCAAGCUAGCCCAAAUUGUUAACAAAGAUAGCUUUGUUUCUAAAACUGGGAAAUCAAACCACCAACUUUGGAAUGAAUUGUGUGAGCUCAAUUCAAAAAAUCCAAAGCAAAUCAAAAGUCUUAACGUCGAUGCAAUCAUUCGAGGAGGACUUCGACGGUAUACUGAUCAACUUGGCCAGCUUUGGAAUUCUCUUGCCGAUUAUUACAUACGUAGUGGUUUGUUUGAAAGAGCACGAGAUAUUUACGAAGAAGCUAUUCAGACGGUUACCACUGUGCGAGAUUUUACACAAGUUUUCGAUGCCUACGCUCAGUUUGAAGAACUGAAUCUGAGUCAUCUUAUGGAGGAGAUAGGUGAAAAAACUAACCCCACGGAUGAUGAUGAUAUCGAAGUUGAACUGAGGAUGGCUAGGUUUGAGGAUCUGAUGGAUCGCAGACCUUUACUUUUAAAUUCAGUUCUGCUGCGCCAAAAUCCCCAUAACGUUGCCGAAUGGCACAAGCGAGUCCAGCUUUACGAAGGCAAACCUCAUGAAGUUAUCAACACCUUCACUGAGGCUGUCCAGACAGUGGAUCCAAAGCAAGCUAUCGGCAAAGUUCAUACGCUGUGGGUCGACUUUGCUAAAUUCUACGAAAAGAAUAAUCAAAUCGAAGAUGGGCGAAUUGUUUUCGAAAAAGCUACACAGGUGAAGUACGUAAAAGUUGAUGAAUUGGCAACUGUUUGGUGCGAAUGGGCUGAAAUGGAAAUCCGAAAUGCUCACUACAAAGAAGCUCUCAAGCUAAUGCAUCGUGUUACUACACCUCCGGCACGCAAAGUAGAUUACCAUGAUGACGCUGAACAAGUACAGACCCGUGUCCAUAAAUCUUUAAAGAUUUGGGGCUUAUACGCAGACCUUGAAGAAAGCUUUGGUACUUUUAAGACUUGCAAAGCGGUCUAUGAUCGCAUCCUUGAACUGAAAAUUGCAACUCCGCAGAUCAUUAUGAACUACGCUAUCUUUCUGGAAGAAAACAACUACUUUGAAGAAGCAUUCAAAGCCUACGAACGAGGAAUUGCUUUAUUUAAAUGGCCCAAUGUUUACGAUAUAUGGAACACCUAUUUAUCCAAGUUUCUGAAGCGCUAUGGUGGUUCAAAAUUGGAGCGUGCCCGAGAUCUCUUUGAACAAUGUCUCGACGGAUGUCCCAAUAAGUUUACCAAAACUUUCUUUAUGCUCUACGCCAAGUUGGAAGAGGAACACGGUCUAGCUCGCCACGCUAUGAACGUCUAUGAGAGAGCCACAAAAGCUGUGCCAGCAAACGAGCGGUUUGACAUGUACAACAUGUACAUUAAAAAAGCAUCAGAGAUAUACGGAGUUACCAAGACGCGUCACAUCUACGAGCGAUCCAUCGAAGAACUACCCGAUCACCAGGCUCGUGAAAUGUGUUUGCGCUUCGCCGAUUUGGAGCGCAAACUGGGCGAAAUUGACCGAGCUCGAGCUGUUUACGGACAUUGCAGUCAAAUGUGCGAUCCUAGGGUGGCACCAGAGUUCUGGAAGGUUUGGAAAGAGUUUGAAAUUAAGCAUGGCAACGAAGAUACGAUGCGUGAAAUGCUUCGAAUCAAGCGCAGUGUACAGGCAACAUAUAAUACGCAGAUCAACAUGAUGUCAGCUCAGAUGUUAGCUGCGGCUACCAACACUGCCGAAGCAGCCGCUGCUUCUCAGGACAGCAUGAAAAUGCUAGAUGUGGAGGAGUCUCGUCCUCCAGUGCCUGUGGCUAAACCUCUCGCGCGCCCUGGAAGCAACAUUAUGUUCGUCCGAAGUGAAACUCAACCGGGCAGCGCAACUGAGGAAGUUCCAGUUGCAAGUAACCCUGACGAAAUUGACAUUGAUGAGGAUGGAGAUGACGAUGAGGAAGAAGAGGCCACAAUCGAAGAACAACAAGUUCCACGCCAAGUAUUUGGUAGUUUGAAAAAAGAUGAUGAUGAUGAAGAAGAAGGGCAAUAAAAAUGGGCGCAAACCUUAACAUCCUGAACGUAUUCCACCGUACUCAAUACAUGGGUAUUCUUUACAAAAUAA